Molecule: messenger RNA, 354 nt
Organism: Gongylonema pulchrum
Lineage: Eukaryota; Metazoa; Nematoda; Chromadorea; Rhabditida; Gongylonematidae
Source: the annotation of a GenBank genome assembly
GCAAACGAAAGUGGGGCAGUUUAUGCACAUAUGCAAUCAGUACAUGGUAGCUUGGGCAUCGAUGUACAGGACAUGCUUUUGGAAAUGGAAAAUGAUCCAAUGAUGCGUGAAUUUAUCGAAAGAGAGCACCCGGAAAUCUUGAUGGAACCUGUACGUGGAUUUGGUUUCCGUAAUCCGGAUGAUACUGAUGAUGGUGAGAUUGAUGCGUUUCUGCCGCCAUUCAUCCCGCCGAAUUUUCUCUUCCAAGCUGGUCUGGGCAUGGAAUUGCAACAGGAAAUGAUGCUCCGUCUUGAUUUGGACGCUGCAGAGGCAGAAGAUGAUGAUGACGAUGGUGGUGAUGCGGACAUUUUAUGA